CUCCCGCCCCGCGGAGCCCGUGGGCAGGGGCCAGGGCGGCGCGGCGGGGCUGCGCCAUCUGCCACACUCGCCGUGUCCCGCGGGGAUGGAGAAGGAGUUCAGGGUUGGCCCGGGGCCGGACAACUCGACGAGCUUCGCCGACGAUGUGCUGCGCGUCUUCGGGGCCAACCACAGCCUGUCGACGGGGCAGCUCUCGGCGCUGCUGCAGCGCCUGGGCGCCGCGCCCACCCUGGGCUCGGCGCUGCCGCUCGCCCACCUGCACCACAACCAGUGCUUGACUAGUGAAGAAAUCUUUUCUUUGCAUGGGAUACCGAACGGCAGUUACAUAUCAAAUUCCAGCUUCUCUACAAUAUGUCCUGCAGUUUUGCAACAGCUAAUUUUUCACCCAUGUGCCCAUCAGGAAAGCUUUGUGGACACAUCUAAACCACAUUCUUUGCAAGUUUGGGGAUUUGGGUUCCUGGCUGUGUCUAUCAUUAACUUGGCAUCACUUCUGGGAUUGAUUUUAACUCCUUUCUUAAAGAAGUCAUAUUUCCCCAAGGUUUUAACUUACUUUGUGGGCUUGGCCAUUGGUACUCUGUUUUCUAAUGCAAUUUUCCAGCUCAUUCCAGAGGCAUUUGGGUUUGACCCAAAAGUCGAUAACUAUGUUGAGAAAGCUGUUGCUGUAUUUGGUGGAUUCUACAUUCUCUUCUUUGUGGAAAGGAUUCUUAAAGUGAUACUAAAGCUCUAUAACAAGACUGGCCACAACUACUUUGAAAAUGGAGAAGAGAAUAAUUCUCAGGAUAAGACUACCUCACCCAAACCAUCAUCAUCCAGCAAUGGGGGCACAUGUUAUGCAAAUUCAGCUGUCGUGGAGAGCAAUGGAAAUCUUGGUUUUGACAGCAUCAGUGUGAUCUCAGCACAGGAAGGAGCCACCCAGAGCAGCUUAUGCAAGUGUCUUAAGGGGCGUCCACUGUCAAAGAUUGGGACCAUUGCUUGGAUGGUGACACUGAGUGAUGCCGUACAUAAUUUCAUAGAUGGCUUGGCGAUUGGGGCUUCUUUCACUUUGUCUCUGCUUCAAGGGCUCAGUACCUCCAUAGCCAUCUUAUGUGAAGAGUUUCCUCAUGAACUGGGGGAUUUUGUCAUCUUGCUUAAUGCAGGAAUGAGUACUCGGCAGGCUCUGUUUUUCAAUUUCCUAUCUGCAUGUUCUUGUUACAUUGGGUUGGCCUUUGGAAUAUUAGUAGGCAACAACUUUGCUCCUAACAUCAUCUUUGCUAUAGCUGGUGGAAUGUUCCUGUACAUCUCUCUGGCAGAUAUGUUCCCAGAGAUGAACGAUAUGCUGCGGGAGAAAGUGACGGGACGAAAGACAGAUCUGACAUUCUUCCUCAUUCAGAAUGCUGGUUUGCUCACGGGGUUUACUGCUAUCCUGCUGAUCACCUUGUAUGCAGAAAAUAUCGAGCUGUGACGACGGAAUCAGGAGUGGAGACAUCAAGCAAACUGCAAAUGGAAGACACUUGAAAUCCAUACAGGGACAUUCAUUUCAUCUACUCGGUUUUGAAACAGUGGCAAGGCUCAUCCUGUCCCUCCUGCCCCAAAUACAGGCAAUUCUUCUUUAGGACUUGCAGUUGAACCAAAUAGUAGGAGCUGUCAGCUUCUGUGUGAUGCCAAAAAAUUAUGCUAAUAUUUUUAUUUCUACUUAAAAUUAUCAGACAUAUCUGAACUGUCAUAGAGGAAGGGUGUUACUUGGCCAGUAGAAUUAUGCAAUACAUGCAGCUACGUGCAAAUCCAGACCAACUGAAAGCUGAGGUCUACAAGGAAGAUGUGUAUUUAAAAGAAAAUAAUACAGUUUCAUAUAGUUUUUUAACUGUGAUGAAGGCAAGCAGUUUCAAAACUGGUUAAUUUUUAUGACUUUUGUUGCAGGAUUUGUCUGUGUAACAUCUUCAUUCGUCACCAAAAAAAAAGAAAAAAAAAAUCAAACCAUUUCAGAGUAGGUACUAAUGAAGCUAAGAUUUUUAAUUACUAAUUAACACUGGAAGGAAAAGUAUCAGUUCCUGCUUUUGAUCUUUUCUCUUUAUAAAUGCACUAGGGAAUUGUUGAUUUAUUUUGAGAACCACUUUUUUUAAUUAGAGGGAACCUGUGUUAAAUUUAUGACUGUUUAUCAACUCCAUAAUAUUUUAGAAACAUUGAGUACUUUAAAAAUGUUCAAGUUUUGUGUAUUCUAUGAAAAUAAUAAAGUUUUAUACUUAAGUUUCCCAUAUAACCCCUUUAAAAAUCAGUUCUUUAGUCUUGCAGAGGAGAAUUUAGGAAAAAAACCUGCUAAAAUCAACAUUCCAGUAUGCUUUCUUCAUAAUUUGAAUGAUUUCUUUGUGUGCAGUUGGAUGGAAUGAAAUGAUAAUAAAAUAUACAAAUUCUUACCACAAUCUGUUGCGUGUGAACUUUCUAAAAUCAUGCUUAUAUAUAUAUGAGUUCUUCUGAAAUAAACAAUUCAUCUACUCAUUACGAAUCUGCUGUAAGAUGAGCACAAGGAAAUUCAUUAAAAAA
Camarhynchus parvulus is the source of this 2517-nucleotide messenger RNA. It is a transcript of the gene SLC39A8, whose product is annotated as solute carrier family 39 member 8. NCBI's taxonomy places the organism in Eukaryota, Metazoa, Chordata, Aves, Passeriformes, Thraupidae. Gene Ontology annotation, cellular component: membrane. Gene Ontology annotation, biological process: intracellular zinc ion homeostasis; zinc ion import across plasma membrane. The record is from RefSeq and is a predicted model, not a curated record. The transcript is spliced from 8 exons. Gene Ontology annotation, molecular function: zinc ion transmembrane transporter activity. The coding region runs from base 86 to 1441 and encodes 451 amino acids.